UUCCUCUUUCCUCAUGAGGUCAUUGAGUUGUCCCACUUUGAGCCGGAGACAAAUUCAGUCAUUUUCAUGUGCAAAGAUCUGUAUGUAAACUAUUUCAAUCCUUACAUCCUCAUGUUCUGUCGGCACAAUCAUGAUAUUAAGUGUAUUUUAUCAGGUAAAGGCGCAAAGGUGGCAAUGUUCUAUAUCUCCGAUUACAUUACAAAGAUGGAUUCAAAAACCUAUGAGAUGUUGUCCCUGUUG
Messenger RNA from Suillus subaureus, 240 nucleotides. RefSeq lists its product as uncharacterized. The annotation marks the transcript as partial. The record is from RefSeq and is a predicted model, not a curated record. Lineage: Eukaryota; Fungi; Basidiomycota; Agaricomycetes; Boletales; Suillaceae. The transcript has a single exon.